UUUGUUAUCGAUUUAUCCGUCAACUUUUUUUCUCCAUAGGAAAAUAAAGAAAAUUAGUUUUUCCAAUAUUAUUUGCAAAAUUUUAAAUGAAGAGUGCACAUAAAUUAGAUUAAAAUGAAUCGUGAAUUGGUGGAAAAUAUUCUGUCGGUAGUAAAUACGGCAAAUGAUAAGUCAGUUGUUAUAAGAGCACUCGUAAAAUUGCGUACCGAUUGUGUUAAAGACAGGGAUGGCAUUAUUUUGUUUAGGGAGGCAGGUGGAGUACAGAAAAUGAUACGGUUUCUUAAUAAACCACAUGAACAAAUCCUGGAAGUUGCUCUCAGCAUCAUGGGUAAUUGCUGUACGGAUGUGAGCAGCUGUAAAGAGGCAUUGGACAACAAAAUUGUAGCACCUCUGACCGUUAUAUUAAAAUCAAUACCAAAUCCUCAAAUACAAUGUCGCGCCUGCCGUCUAUUAGGGAAUUUGGCUAAAGUCGACACACAACUGGUGGCCACGCAUAGUCCAGCUUUAGCCAAGGCUUUGUGUCAAAUUAUAGAAGAUAGUUCAGAUGUCCAGACAAGGAUGAUGGCUGUCCGAGCCUGUCGUUUUCUGUUAAGCAAUCCUCAGUUUGCCAAAUAUUUUUUGCAAUUUUCGGGCUUCAAUACGUUGUUACGCAUACUAUUUUCAAUUAUGAAAAACUCUGAAGCUCGGGUAAAUGAAGAAGAAAAACUUUUAACAGACUCACAAGAUUCGGUGAAAUUGGGUCUCAAGAGGAAUCAACAUCGCGAAAAAUACUUCGAAGAAGUGGCUCGUAAUCUUGAAGGAGUGCGUAGCGAUAUCUUUGAUUAUGAAGUCUUAAAGAAUUCCUCACGUUCAUCAAAUACAUAUGCAAUGCCAGUACAAAAGGACGCACUUGAUUUAGCUUGCGAAAUUUUAAAAUGUUUAUUAGUCUUGUCGGAAUUGCAAUUAUCAGUGCCAGUUUGGGAGUCUGUAAAUCGCGCAUCGUGUUCGUUCGCCCCCAUAGUGUACUUUGUUUCUGAAGACAAUAAACAUCGAAGUGUGGCUUUAAAAAUACUAUCAAAUUUUUCGAAAAACCCAGGAGCAUUCUAUACACUCAGCUCUGCUGAUGCUAUACUGGCUGCUUGCGAACUGCUCGUAAACAAUGUAGAGAAGCCCUUAAGUGAAAGUGAAACUAGGCAUUGUAUAAAUAUCGUUAGUAUUUUAUCAGUUGAUGCAUGCAAUCGUUCAAAAAUACGGCGAUCAGGUGCCCUAAGAAAAUUGAUAGCUAUGCUGCGCGAAUCAUCGUCCCACUCGGAGAAGACCUCAAUUUUAUACGUUUUCCUUAACUUCCAGUACGACAACAUGAGCAUGGAUUUAAUGUUGCGUGAAGGCUUGAUAAUGGUUUUAAUUAAAGAGUUACAGUCUUUCAUAAACAGCGAUGAAGAGUACUACAAACGCAAGCGUGAGGAAAAAUUGCAAUCGACGAAGAAAAGAAAGCUUACAGAGUCUGUUAAAGAAACUAAAUGCAAAUUUCCCAAAGUGCACGAGGAUGUUAAUUUGGACUACGAUUCGCCUAGUGGAUCCCCCAGAUCUUUAAUAAGUCCUCCAAGUCCUUGCAGUUCUCGCAGUAUGUCUCCUGUGGGUGGUAAUUUAACCAAGGCUGGUGACUUUGAUGAAGAAUCAUAUUCCCCUGUCUGCAGCGACGAUGAUGAUGACGAUGAUGAUGGUGACGAUGACAAUGACAAUAAGACUAGCAAUUUAUAUACGAAUCCUAAUGCAAAUCUUGAUAACCAUUCGGUUAUAAUGAAUCUUUUAGAUUUGGCUUCGAGACCCGAGGCUUUAGAAGAUAAUAUUCUCUUGGAUAAAGAAGACGACGAUGAAGUUAGCCAAGAUGUUCCUGCUUUAAAACUGCCAAAUAUUGGAAAUCUACCACAUAACGCCAUAGAUAUUAUAGAUAAUUUAAUAUUCCGUGUUACUUACAUGGUUAAAAAGGGUAUAGAUCUGGGUAAACCGGAAACUUUGAAUACCCUCAUCAAGGCUAUUAACAUGUUUGGUUUAAAUAUGGAUUUUGCUGGAUCUUUAACUAAUAUUUUAUUAGAAUCACAAUUCUUUGGUCAAGUUGUUAAACAAGGCAUAGCCUACCAACUGUGUCAGUUAACUAAAAUAAAAGAGUUAGCGAAAGAAGGAUUUUCAUUACUGGACACCUUAACCUCAGUUGGUGAGUGUAACUAUGGCAAGGAAGAAUUAGCGCGACUUUUACGAUCUGACGAUGUCCUAUCUCAGAAACGAGCCGCAAUUACAGUGGGAUUUAUUAUCAAGAGUAAACCAUUGCUUUAUCAAUUUCUUAAUGAUGGCAAUGCUUUAUCUUUGUUGUUCAAUAUCAUUCUAAGUCAUAAAGAGGAUGAAUUUACCGCCGAAGCUGUCGAUUCCCUAACGUGCAUGGCCCGAUAUACAUUGGGUAUUCAGAUACCGCAAAUUGAGAUAGAUAAACGUGAUAAAGAAUAUGAAGAGUAUAUAGAAAAUCUUGAUGAACCCAUGCAUGACAAUUGUGAUAUGCGUUUUAUGGUUCAUCAGGAACCAGCUGAUAAAGGACAACCUCCCGUAGUAAUGGGUUUUAAUAAGGACUUACUUUGCUCUGCCAGUGAGGUGUUCAAUACAAUGUUAAAUAGCGAUUUUCGCGAAGGUAACGAAGGUGAAAUACAUCUGCAUACGUAUACCGUAAGUGGUUUACGUUUCUUCUUGCAUUUAAUCAUAAAACAAUCAUUGCAAUUAAAGUUGAAUUUAAUACCGCCCGCAAACAAAUAUUACGCUUUACUAGAAGCUUUCGAGAUGUCACGCAUUUACAUUAUACCCGAAAUGGAGAAAAUUAUUCAAGAGCUUUUGAUACUUUUAUUAAAUGAAAAUAAUUGUUUGAGUCUUUUUGAAUGGUCUAUGAAAAAUUAUCACCUAGAGUUAACCGAAAUGGCAAUUAAUUAUUAUUUAUGCUCACCUUUGAGCGCCGACGCUAAAGUUAAACUGUUCCGUACCGCUGACAUACAUUCAACAUAUUCUUCAGAGUGGUUUCAAAUGUUAUACGAUGCAGUGUUUGCCAAAUGUCGCGCGAGUUUUUAAAUUAUAAAUAAAUAUUUACUU
Molecule: messenger RNA, 3108 nt
Organism: Glossina fuscipes
Lineage: Eukaryota; Metazoa; Arthropoda; Insecta; Diptera; Glossinidae
Gene: Rnb
Exons: 8
Coding region: 115-3087 (990 amino acids)
Biological process (GO): anatomical structure morphogenesis
Cellular component (GO): cytosol
Molecular function (GO): protein binding
Source: RefSeq, a predicted model, not a curated record